Molecule: messenger RNA, 1878 nt
Organism: Acanthosepion pharaonis
Lineage: Eukaryota; Metazoa; Mollusca; Cephalopoda; Sepiida; Sepiidae
Source: the annotation of a GenBank genome assembly
AUGGCAGGAAAAGACUUCUAUUCCCUGCUUGACAAGAAAAUAACAUGUAGCAUGCGUUUCUUUGUUUCUGUCUCUUUCUUCUCCCAUUUUGUUGCCUUGUACCUUCUUUCCGACUUUCUUCUCUCUCCUUUUGCUCAAUCUCUGCUUCCCCCAUUUCCUCGUUCUCCCUGCUUCCCCCUUUUCCUUGUUCUCUCUGCUUCCCCCUUUUCCUCGUUCUCUCUGCUUCCCCCUUUUCCUCGUUCUCUCUGCUUCCCUCUUUUCCUCGUUCUCUCUGCUACCCCCUUUUCCUCGUUUUCUGCUACCCCUUUUCCUAAAUUCUCUCUGCUACCCCCUUUUCCUCGUUCUCUCUGCUACCCCCUUUCCCUCGUUCUCUCUAUUUUUUCCUCGUUCUCUCUAUUUCCCCUUUUCCUCGUUCUCUCUACCCCCCUUUUCCUCGUUCUCUCUAUUUCCCCCCCUCGUUCUUUCUACCCCCUUUUCCCUCGUUCUCUCUGCUACCCCCUUUUCCCCUCUUUCUUUUCCUCGUUCUCUCUACUACCCCCCCGUUCUCUCUGUUUUUCCCCUUUUCUCGUUCUUCUUUUCUCGUUCUCUCUGCUACCCCUUUUUCGUUUUCCCCCCGUUCUCUCUUUCCUCGUUCUCCCUGCUACCCCCCUUUUCCUCGUUUCCUCUUUUUCCUCGUUCUCUCUGCUACCCCUUUUCCUCGUUCUCUCUCUUCCCCUCUUUUUUCUCUCUUUUUCCCCCUUUUCCUCGUUCUCUCUGUUUCCCCCUUUUCCGUUCUCUCUUUUCCCCUCGUUCUCUCUGCUACCCCCCUUCUCUUUUCCCCUCUUUUCGUUCUCCCUGCUACCCCCUUUUCCUCGUUCUCUCUCUGUUUCCCCCUUUUCCUCGUUCUCUCUGCUACCCCCCCGUUCUCUCUUUCCCCUCUUUUCUCGUUCUCCCCUACCCCUUUUCUCGUUCUCUCUGUUUCCCCCCUCGUUCUCUCUGCUUCCUCUCUCCUCGUUCUCCCCCUUUUUCCUCGUUCUCCCCUACCCCCUUUUCCUCGUUCUCUCUACUACCCCCUUUUUCCUCGUUCUCUCUAUUUCCCCCUUUUUCUCGUUCUCUCUACCCCUUUUCCUGGAUUCUCUCUGCGCAUUCUCUCACCCCCCUUUUCCUCGUUCUCCCUGCUACCCCCUUUUCCUCGUUCUCUCUGUUUCCCCUCUUUUCCGCAUUCUCUCUGCUUCCCCCUUUUCUCCAUUUUCUUUUUGUUUCUCUUCCACUCUCUUUCUUCUUGCUUCCUCUUUGUUCCACUUGUCACUCUCUCUAAGCUUCCUCUUUGUUCCUCUCUUUGGUCUCUUUGCUUCCCCUUUGUUUUUCCUACACUCUCUUUGCUUCCUCUUCCUCAUUAUAUCUCUCUGCUUUCCCCUUUUCUGCUACUCACUCUCUCUACUUUCCCCUUUUCUGCUACUCACUCUCUCUACUUUCCCCUUUUUUGUUACUCACUCUCUCUACUUUCUCCUUUUCCACUGCUCACUAUCUCUGUACCCCUUCUUUUCCAUCUAUUCUCACUCUCUUUACACUUCCUUUGCUUUUCAUUUUAUUUCUUGCCUUGCUCCUUUGCAACCUUUCUUUUUUGCCCUACUUUUUCUGUCUCCCUCCUUCUCACAUUCUUAUCAUUAUACUCUUUAUUUUAGUCUCUCUCUCUCUCUCUCUUUUUGUUUGUCUCUUAUUUUCCUUUACUCUCUUAUGAUUUACGUUUUUAACCUCAUCGCUGUAGCUUUUCAUUUAUUUUUUCACUUGCAUGUUUUUCUCCUGCCAUUCGUAAAAUAUUACUUGACAUCAAAAUCAUACCUGCUUGGAAAAUCCUUCAAGAAAAAAAAAAGAAGAAAGUUGGUUCCUCUCUUUUGA